AAAUCUUAGUCAUAAACAAUUAUACAAUUAUAGAAAUCGUUCUACAGAAGCUGCUCCAAUACUUAGGGAAUCUCCAGAUGAACUAUAAAAUAAAAGACAAAUGGAAUAUUAUUUAUUGUUUGAUUAUAACACCUUGUUUCUCUCAGGGAAAGAUGAUCGCUCUGUUCAGCUCUGAAUAGUACAAGCCAGCAGGAAAUACAAUAGCAGCUCGUAAUUUAGAGUUACUUCCCUCCCAAAAUAAUGCAUUUAGAGAAAGUAACUAAACGUAGAUCGAUAAAGCAUGCAUUGUCCAAAUAAAGUCCACAUUAUACAAUAGGUUUGACCUUUUCAACUACAAGCUUUGUGUUUUGUGGUUUAAAUGAAAAACAGCUUUUCUGUGUGCCGUGUUUGGUAUUCAUAAGAAGCACAGCAUUAGCCAAGCAGAGCAUUGAAAUGCUGUGCGUAUGUGUGUGCGUAUGUGUGUGCGUGUGUGUGUGUGUGUUGAUGCAUGUUUGUUUGUGUGAUAAUAAAUUUUAGCAUUCUAUCUAAUAUCACAACCAGCAUUCACUGUACACAGUAAACAGUACAAGUAUGUUGUCGUUCUUUGCAUGACUCACAUGAAUCUUCAAAUGAAUUGGAGAAAGAUUUUUACAUUCACAGGAGAAACACAUUCAGAAUACUGCUGCAUGGAUCUGUGUGUCUGUGUGUGUGUGCGUGCGUGUGUGCGCGCGCGUGUGUGUGUGUGACCCUUGUAUUGCAACCACAAUGGCUUGUUGCUACUGUGAGGGUGCAUGGGGGUGGGGAAGCAAAAAAAUUAUCAACGUUUGUUUUCUUAGUACUGCGUCCUCCUUCAAAGGAGAACUGAAAAACAGAAAUUUGUCUAAAACGCUUGACCCACACCGCAAAGAAGAAACCUCUUAGCUCCGAAAUACUGUACUGAAGAAGGCAUUUGAUAGUUAUUUGGUUUCUGUCUCCAUUUUACAGAUUUAAACAACAUCAUGUCUCCAGUUGAAAGUGACUACAUUGACUAUGAUUCAAUUACAGAUAAGCCACCACCAGAGGCUCAAGCACAUUGUACAGACGCAACGUGUGUUUUACUGGCAACAGUCAAUGUGAUAAUUGUGCUUCUUGGUAUCACUGGAAAUGGUUUGGUGAUCUGGAUUGCAGGGUUUAAGAUUAAGAAAACAGUCAACGCUGUCUGGUACCUCAGCCUCGCUGUGUCCGACUUCCUCUUCUGUGCCUUCCUGCCCUUGUCCAUUGUCUAUAUUAUUAAAAGUGAAUGGGAAUUUGGGCUUUUCAUGUGCAAGUUUGCAUCCUUCAUCUUGUCCCUCAACAUGUUCAGCAGCAUCUUCCUCCUUCUCAUCAUCAGUGUGGAUCGCUGUGUUGUGGUGAUGUUUCCUGUAUGGGCGCAAAACAAGCGCACUCUACGCAGGGCCUUGGUGAUGGUUUUACUAGCUUGGAUCGCCUCAGCAUUACUGAGUCUGCCAGCAACCAUUUUCCAAGAUAUAGAUAUAAUUAGCAAGAAAUGCUUCAGCAACUACAACCAUGAUAAUGAACAUGUCGCUGUAGUGGUAUGCCGAUUCAUUUUUGGGUUCGUGAUCCCCUUUCUGAUCAUCAUCACCUGUUACAUCCUCAUCAUCCGAAAGCUGAGAAAUAACCAGAUGGCGAGGUCCAAUAAGCCAUUUAGGGUCAUGACAACACUGAUAGUGGCUUUCUUCAUAUGCUGGCUGCCUUACCACAUUUUUAAAUUAUUGGAAUUAGACCACAACUAUCAUCAUGUCAUUCCUACUGGGCAACGAUUUGGAAUCACUCUUGCUAGCACCAACAGCUUUAUGAACCCGUUGCUUUACGCUUUCAUGGGAAAGGACUUUAAGAGAAAAUGUUAUGCAAUUCUCUCCAAGAUUGAGAGCACAUUCGAGGAGGAAGCCCGGAGCACACUCCGAGGGACGUCUAUUACUAACUCAGGAGACGGCAAACUUUCGACUGCUGUUUAAAGCGAAUCCUGCAUUAACAAAUUAAUCUGGUUCUGUCAAAAGCAAGUUCACAGGAACUUGUUUAACAGACAUUCCACAGGAUUAGAUGUUACUAUAAAUGAAAGUGAAAUGUAAGAUAUGUUUGUCUGUAACUGGAAAAAAAAAAUUAAAUUGUCAGCAAAUUGUUCAUCUACCGAAGCAUUAAAUCUCUUCAGAUUAUUUUCUAAUAACAUGACCCAAAGAGUUUCGAUUUCUUAUUUAGGUGUAUCUGGUUUCUGCAGAAAAGUACUCAUGAAAUAAUCUCAAUCUAAAAAAAAAAUAUUGACUGAGUAUUUAUUUAUUUUCACCUUCUUUAUCUCAGUUUCUAAGUCACCUUUUAUUUUAUAUUCAGUCUGCACCUUAUGUUAACAGUGUUUAGAUUUUAUUCGUAAUAAAUAAUUAUGUAUUCUUUUUUUUAUUUUUACCAUUAAUUUAUUCUGUCUUUUUUUUCAAACAAAUGU
This is a messenger RNA of Hemibagrus wyckioides, 2452 nucleotides long. Its product is annotated as chemerin-like receptor 1. Bases 978 to 1973 code for a protein of 331 amino acids. NCBI's taxonomy places the organism in Eukaryota, Metazoa, Chordata, Actinopteri, Siluriformes, Bagridae. The record is from RefSeq and is a predicted model, not a curated record. The transcript is spliced from 2 exons. Gene Ontology annotation, cellular component: plasma membrane. Gene Ontology annotation, biological process: phospholipase C-activating G protein-coupled receptor signaling pathway; complement receptor mediated signaling pathway; regulation of calcium-mediated signaling. Gene Ontology annotation, molecular function: complement receptor activity; G protein-coupled receptor activity.